This is a messenger RNA of Cydia amplana, 5410 nucleotides long. It is a transcript of the gene qin, whose product is annotated as RING finger protein 17-like. The record is from RefSeq and is a predicted model, not a curated record. Lineage: Eukaryota; Metazoa; Arthropoda; Insecta; Lepidoptera; Tortricidae. Gene Ontology annotation, molecular function: zinc ion binding. The transcript is spliced from 23 exons. The coding region runs from base 171 to 5363 and encodes 1730 amino acids.
ACGGCGUGUGCGGUCCGACGAAAAUUAGGAUUCUGCUGAUAUUAUAAUCGGUUUGUGAUAGCGACUAGCGUUAAUAUCUAAGAAACUUAUUUCUUGACAAUUAGUAAUGAUUAAAUAAUAGUAUAAUGUUAAUAAUAAAACUAAACUGAUACUAUCGAAAAUUUUACAUCAUGGACGUAAAUAUCAAAAAGUCUUGUCCGAACUGCAGUCAACUUUAUAAUGUAACAUGUAUUGGGUCACAUCUAAAAGGGAACAUUCCCUUGUUCUUGACAUGCGGCCAUACCAUGUGUGAGACAUGCAUUCAGAGCAUCAUCAAAUUUGCCGAGCCUAUUGAGUGCAAGGUGUGCCACCAAAGCUCAGAGAUGACAAUAAGUGACCCGGUCAAACUGGUGAAAAACAAAAGGGACUUUUACAAAAUGUUUCCUGUCAACAUGUCCAUGUUUGGAGAAAUCGCGAUAGAACUCAUGAUGGAAGCUGAUUGUAAAAAUGAUCACAGUGAAAAUUAUUUUGUGGAUCUCAAGUCUAUUAUACAGAACACUGACUACACAACAGGAAAUUGCAUUGAAUGCCACCAAUUUACCACUAAAAUGUGCCAACAGUGCCAAACAAUAUUAUGUGAAAACUGCUUCAACAAGACACACAAAAAUUUUGUAGUCUUCAAGACACAUGUUCUUCAAAAUAUAGGCAAUUUUUCUCUUCCUAAUGUUUGCAAAAUUCACAGUGACAAGACACUUGACUAUUUCUGUAAGGACUGUCAGAAGUCUAUUUGUAUGGACUGCCUAAUGGUGGGAGGUGAAAAGUCUUGUAAGAACCACAAUGUAGCAUCCAUGCAAGAAGUGAAUGAAGGGUUUCUGGAAGACCUGAAUGGGAUAUUUCCAAAAGUAGACGAAACCUUCAGGAGACUUACCAAAACAGCAGUGGAUGUAGGGCACCUGUUGUAUAACAUAGAGAAUGAGACUGGAUCUGCUUCAGAACUGACACAAAUGAUUGCCACGGUUGAGCAACACUUUUCAAAACUGAAUUCCAUAGUACAAAAACAUAAGACUGAAGUUACUGAAAUUAUUACUAAGUUGAAAUGUGCUGAAAAAGAAUCUCUGUAUAAGGUAAAGGAAGAUAUCACAAAAACAAUCAAAAAGGCUAAAGAAGUGAUUAAUACGAUGACUCUUUCACUGGAUAAAAAGAAAAUGAAACAGUUGAACCUGUGCGUUUUACUGGAAGAUGCCAAGCAGAUAGCUGAAUCGCCAUGGUAUUUGAACAAAAGCAACCUCAAGGAUAAAAGUUUGAAUGUGGCUGUCAAUGACGAUGUUUGUAACCUAAUUAGCGAUUACAUACAUUUGGAAGGGAACGUUAAAUCGGGCUACAGCUUGAUCUCAACAGCGGAAUUGGAAGAGGCAACCGAGAUACCCCCAGCACCGGUCGCUCCGGUAUAUCCGCCUGAACUCCCUAAAGACGUGCGUCAAAAGAAUGCCCCUAAGCAGAAACCGGAAAAGGUGAAACCGCCACCAAAGUCGAUGCCUUUCUAUGACUCGUCCUCAAUGUUCCGUAGCAAGGGCGGCUCGACGUCGUCGAUCAACUCGGUCGGGACGGCAGGGAGCGACUCGUCACACAUCAGCGGCGCGACUAGAUUCAGUGAAGCUUUGAGUAGGCCCGUGGUACAACCAGUGUCCCCAUUUACAGAAAGCAGAGUUCCAAAACAACUUCACGAAGGUUCCCAGGAGAUGAUUUACAUCACACAUAUUGUGGAUCCUCAUAAUUUUUAUGUCCAACGAGCUUGCCACCAAACCGUGGUCAAAGAAAUGCUGCGAGAGUUCAAAAAUGCUGUUUCCUCGCCGAAACCAUCCAUAGCGCAUAUUACAGAAGGCAAGUAUAAUCUGGCGUUCAACAAAACCGACAACAUGUGGCAGCGCUGCCGCAUCGUCAGCAUCGACCGCAAGAACCCGGCCAAACCGAUAUGUACUGUGUUCUGUAUCGACUUUGGAAGCACCGAAGUCGUUCCUGCCCAAAAGCUUCGUCUGCUGCAACCAGGCAGAGUUCAGUCGCCGCCGCCGUUAGCAAUCAACUGCUGCUUGGCUAACUGUGAGCCCAAGUGUGGCGCUUGGACCAGUGAAGACUCUUACCUCAUUCAGAAUAUUAUAAAUAAUAAACAAGCGGUGAUAUACAUCCGCAACAUGCAGUCGACGUCGAAUUUCGCCAUGCGGCUGGUGUGCGACGUGACCACGUUCGAGGACGGCGUGAGUCUGGCGCACGCGCUGCUCUUCCACGAGCGCGCCAAACUCAUCAACCCCAAGUUACACUACCCAAAAAUAUCCGGAUUGAGAGAAAAACCAAAAUUGUUCAUGGUGAACAAUAAUUUAAAACUGAAGUCAAAAGAAGAAGUUUACAUAACGCAUAUCUAUAGCCCUGACAAGUUUUAUGUGCGAGAGCGCCACUUACAGAGCGCUUUCGAAAAACUGACCGAGGAUUUGGAGCAAGAGUACAGUUUGGCUCUUAACUCUGAGAGCGUGCAUCUCCCGGAAGUCGGCGUGGUAUACGUGGUGAACACGGAGACGGGGCGGCCCACACAGGCUACGGCGACGGCGGCGGCGGCGUGGGCUCGGGCGCUGGUGCUGGAGCUGCCGGGCCGCGAGCGCGUGCGCGUGCUGCUGGUGGACACGGGCGCCGCGCAGCUCGUGCACUGGCGCGCGCUGCGCCCCGUGCGCCCGCACUUCACGCAGCUGCGCGCGCUGGCGACGGAAUGUCACCUCGCCGGAGUGACACCGUUGAACAAGAAAUGGAGCGCGGCCUCCGUGGCGCUCCUGCACCGCUUCGAGGAGCGCGCGCUGGAGCUGCACGUGGAGGACAACCGCAACCGCGGCUCGCUCGGCGUCACGCUCUACGACAACACCGAGGACGAGCUCGUCUGCGUCAACAACGAGAUGAUCAAAUACAAGUUCGCGAUCACCUUUGGUCUCUUUAGAUUCAACUUGAGCGACAGCGAAAGUCAAGGUGCAACACACAAGGGUCCGCAAGACGAAACAAAGAAAUCAGAACCUAAGCGUAAUGCUAAAAAAAUAAAAAUACUGAGCCACGAUGAUGAUGCCAAAGUAGAUGAUGACACCAAGGUAGAUGAAAAGAAUUUGGAAGCUAAGGAUAAGGGUCCACUCAGGCUCGAAGCCAAGUUGCUGCAGUACCAGUCGCCUUCUCUGCUCUACGUGUCGCUAGUUCACCAGCAGAAGACGUUCAAUCUCUUAUUUGAGAAAAUACAAACAGAAUACUCAAAGGCAAAUUCUGAAAAUGACAAAAAGGAUUGGAAGGAAGGGGACAGAUGUUGCGCAUUCUGUGAGGAAUCCAAAACGUGGCGGCGAGCUGUCAUCGUAGAGUUAGUAGACAACAAAGCUAAGUUGUUCUAUUCUGAUUUUGCACUGGUCGAGGCAGUACCUCUCGAUAAUUUAAGAGUGUUGACCCCUGACUUCGAAUCUUUGGGAGACGCCGCGAUCAAAUGCCAUUUGUCCGGAGUGAUGCCGGCAGUCGGCACCGAAUGGCCUUCACUCACUAAAGAGUAUCUCAAAGAACUACUGGAAGUUUACAAAAGGGUGUUUAUAACCAAAAUAGGGAACUUCAAGGACAGGAGUAUGCCUGUGGAGUUAUGGGUGUACCAUACAACACAGGGCGGUGCUCUGGAGCCCGACACGUCGGAGUGGCGCUGCCUAAACCUGAAAAUAAUUGAACAAGGUCUGGCUAUACCAGACAAAUCUGAGACUGCCGCAGAGGAAUCAAACGCUAAGAACGACGACGACGAAAUGUUGUCGUUCGGGAACUUGACGGGUUCGGUGCGCGAGUGGCUGCAGCUAGAGCCGCUGCCGACCAAGCCGCUGGUGCAGCCGGACGUGACGGGCGCCUCCACCCCCGAGAUGGACGACGUCAACGCUGACAUCGACCAGGUGCAGGCCGGCUGUUCCAGUACUGUGUUCAUAUCUGAUUGGCUGCCUGCUGAGCCUUUGCCGACCAACGAGUUCACUGGGGUGCCAACGUACAUCGACAAUGAUGGUGUAGUCUUCCUACAUCAGCUGGCGCAGGAAGAGACGCUGGAGCUUAUCCGCAAGGCGCUCGAGGUACGCUUCAAGAAGCCCGACCCUAAGGCCAAGUACGCGAAGUGGACCGUGGGCGAGCCGUGCGUGGCGCUGUACUUCCUGGACAACCGUUUCUACAGGGGGCGAGUGUUGGAAGUCAACACAGACACGUCCUCCUGUGUAGUCCAGUACGUAGAUUACGGCAAUGAAGAAAUCUGCUCGUUUGUCAACAUGAGGAAGAGCAUUGCCCUUCAUCAGAUACCCAUACAGGCCCAUAAGUGCAUCCUGGCUCGAAUUCGCCCAAUAGGCAAUCAGUGGGAUAGAACAACGUUGGAUUACAUACACAAAUCAGUCGUAGAGAAACACUGUUUGGUCAAAUUAUCUGGAGAACGUGUCGGCGAUCUCUUGCCGAUAGAGCUGAAAUAUGACAAAUUGUGGAUAAACGACCACCUGGCCGACUUCGAGAUGGCAGAGUAUACCGACGGAUCUAAAACCGUGGUUAAGAAAUUCGCGCCAAACCCAAAUUUAAAGACCCGAAACGAAGACCUGAAAUCUGACUCGGGGCCAGAUUAUAUCGUCGAUGAAGAUGCCGAUAGCGCGGAGCGCCUGUCGUCACACGAUUGUUCCUUCGACGCAAAGUCUUUCGAGACUGCUGAUUGGAAUUUGCUCAUGGAACAAGAAGGCCAGUCAAAACACGAAAAAAUGCUGACUUAUACAAAAAAUGAUAAAAAAGAAUUCCUAUCUAAUAUUAUAAUUAUAAAUGAUUCAGAUACUCUGGAAUUAGCUGUUGUUCAUAACGACGAAGAUAAUUUGUUAUAUGAUGAGAUGUUCCAAUGCUUGCAAAAUGAAGCUGCCGAUUUGCCGCCGCUGAACGGAAUAUAUGAAGAUAAACCAUGCAUUGCUCUGUUUCACGACGAAACCGGCCAACCAGGGUGGUACAGAGCGGCUAUACAACGAUACAGUAAAUCAAAAGGACUCAUUAAAGUACGCUAUGUUGAUUAUGGCAAUACUGACGUCGUUUCUACAUCGAAUGUGAAAGAAAUAAAUGAAAAUUGGUUGAAAUUGCCACCUGCCAGCAUACAGGCUAAUUUAUAUGAAGUCAAAGUAAAUCCCCACGUGGACAUGAAUAUUGUUUCGACUAAAUUUAUUGAAACAUUCCUGGACAAGGGGCCAUUCCAGACUAAAAUCAUAACCUAUGAAAAUUCUAUACCCCAAGUAGAACUUAGAAAUGAAGACGGUAAACUUGUUUACAGCAAGCUCAUAAGCAGCGGAUAUUUGAUUGAGAAUGAUUUGUGUAUCAAUGACAAAUUUUAGUUCUUUUUAUCAUUUAAACAAGUCCAAAACCUUGGGCCUGAACGAAU